CAACGUCUCGGCUUCUCAUGGGCUGCUCGGCUUCUUUGCCCGGCGUUGCCGACGCCACCACCCCUACUGCCGCAUCGACCACGCGAAUCGCCGCUUCUCUCUCCCCCGACCGGCUCGCUGCACACGCAGCAACCGCCUCUGUUCUUCGGGCAGCACUGAACGCCGACCUCGUCUCGCAGCGGGCCGCCGAGCGCAACCUCCCGGAGCGGCUGACCCUCGGCCUGUCUGUCGACGCGAUCGAGGAGUACAUCACCGCCCUCCCCGCCGACGUCGUCGAGCAGUGCAACGAGAACCGGCCCACCAUCAACGGCGUCCGCGUCCCCGCCAACGCCACCCUCAACGGCUACGUCAACCAGUGGCAGAUCGCGAGGCGGAGCGAGGCGGACGGAGGCAAGGCGUACUGCGAGGCGCUGUACGAGUGCGGCGACCCUGGCGUGGGCGUCGCCACCGUCUUUGUGAGCUGGUUCCUCGAGACGCCGCUCGCGACGCUGGUGGACGCCCUGCGGCAGUACCUGCGGCUCCACCCAGAGCUGCCGCCCGACACCAAGUUCUGGGUCUGCGACUUUGUGAUCCGCCAGUCGACGCGGCAGCUCGACGUCACGAUGAACGACGUCAAGCGGCUCGGCGACUGCGUCCGCGCCGUCGGCCACACGGUUCUGCUCAUGGAGCCGUGGUACGACCCGUCGCCGCUGCGGCGCGCGUACUGCAUCAAGGAGGUGUUCCACACGCAGGCGUCGGGCGCGCGCUUCGAGGUGGUGAUGAGCGCGGAGCAGCAGGCGGCCUUUGAGACGGCGCUCGUGGAGGACUUUGACUCGAUCGCGACGAAGCUGUCCGAGGUGGAUGUGCGCAAGGCGGAGUGCCGCAACCCGAGAGACACGGAGCAGAUCCUGGGCGAGCUGGAGACCCUCCCAGGUGGCCUGACCGAGUGCAACAAGGCUGUGUUUGGGCUG
Molecule: messenger RNA, 950 nt
Organism: Emiliania huxleyi CCMP1516
Lineage: Eukaryota; Haptophyta; Isochrysidales; Noelaerhabdaceae
Exons: 1
Source: RefSeq, a predicted model, not a curated record